Molecule: messenger RNA, 465 nt
Organism: Cladophialophora psammophila CBS 110553
Lineage: Eukaryota; Fungi; Ascomycota; Eurotiomycetes; Chaetothyriales; Herpotrichiellaceae
Exons: 1
Coding region: 1-465 (154 amino acids)
Source: RefSeq, a predicted model, not a curated record
AUGGUGCAUUACGCCAAAAUGGUUGACGUCGACUCCGAACUCAUCGAACUCGACAUCAUCGAAACGGCCAAGGACCCCGGCGACUUCCCAGAGUUCGACGCCAUGAUCUUCGUCUUUAGUACUUCCUCGACCAUGACCUUCCACUCGGUCAUUCAGUACCACAACAGCCGUAGGCGUCUCAUUGCCUUGGUCGGCAUCAUGACCGACUACCACGGGCAGACGGUGGCGUACGAUGACGGUCUCGACCUCGCCAAGUGCAUGGGCGCGGGAUACUUUCACUUCUCUCCCAAAUAUGGCUGCGGGGUGCAGACGCCGUUUGAGUUCCUGCUCCGCCGCUUCGUCGUCCAGCAGCCCAAGCGGGCCGAGAUCAUCCAGGUGCCGUCCUUCAAUCUCUACCGGUGGAUCCGAGCCAAAUGGUAUGUCUACCGAAUCAAGAAGCCCAACAGCAAGGUCUGGUACGACUAG